GUUGUUUUGAUAAAUUACAUUAAAACAAAAUAAAAGUUUAAAGUGACAAGUUAAUAUAUAAUUAAUUUAAUGCAAUAACAAUAUUGCCAAACAAAAUGACUAAAAUCUGUGAUGUUUGUGGGGAUAAAGGACUAGCCAGAAAUUUUGGUGCCAUUACUUGUGAUUCGUGUAAAUCAUUUUUCAGGAGGACUGCACUUAAAAAUCAAUUAAUUUGUGCCUCAAAUGGCAAAUGCAAUAUAAAUGUAAUGACGAGAGGUUUGUGUAGAAAAUGCAGACUUAAAAAGUGUUUUGCUGUCGGCAUGAAAACGGAAUUAAUACAAAGUAAUGAACAAAAGAAAUGCAAGAAAAUAUUGAUAAAAGAAAAACUAAAUAAUUCAAAACAUAAACCCAGCGAUAAAUCCAAUAAUUGCGAUGAUUUCUCACCAAAUAAUUCACAAAACAAUUCAAUUAUUAGCGACACAACUAUUGACGAGAAUUCAUUGUUUGAUUUAUUAAACAUUAAUUUAUUUAAUAUUAAUGAUAUUGAAAAGGAGUCGAUUGUAAGUAAAAACAAUAAAAGUGAAAAAUCUAAUGCAAUGCCUGUUAACGAGAAGAAAAGGCAUGAAUUGUCAGUAAUUCCUGUAUUUAAGACAAUCAGUGAUUAUAAUGGUAUCAAUCAAUUGGAGUCCAAACGCAUAGCAGAACUACUGAACGCUUCAAACAAUAUAUUUCAAUAUCCGCUACAAAGCAAUGCAAUUAUACAUAGGAUUAAAGAUAUGGACGAAUUUGCGAAUAAAUUCCAAGAUUAUAGCGAAACAUCCAUUAGAUUAAUAAUUCAAUUCACAAAAAGUCUGAACAGUUUUAACAAUAUCUGUGCCGACGAUAAGUAUGCGCUCAUGAAAUACGGGGGCAAAGAUCUGGUGCUCAUCCGAUUCCUUAAACAUUAUGAUAGAGAAAGUCAUAGUCUUAUAACACCGAUUGAUCGAGAUAAUUCUGUGCAAUUUGAUUUGGACUCGAACAACAACUGUAUAUAUAUUUACUGCAAAGAUAUCUACUAU
Molecule: messenger RNA, 1037 nt
Organism: Medioppia subpectinata
Lineage: Eukaryota; Metazoa; Arthropoda; Arachnida; Sarcoptiformes; Oppiidae
Source: the annotation of a GenBank genome assembly